This is a messenger RNA of Lemur catta (Ring-tailed lemur), 1959 nucleotides long. It is a transcript of the gene CCL22, whose product is annotated as C-C motif chemokine ligand 22. The transcript is spliced from 3 exons. Bases 16 to 297 code for a protein of 93 amino acids. Lineage: Eukaryota; Metazoa; Chordata; Mammalia; Primates; Lemuridae. Gene Ontology annotation, cellular component: extracellular region. Gene Ontology annotation, molecular function: chemokine activity; CCR chemokine receptor binding. The record is from RefSeq and is a predicted model, not a curated record. Gene Ontology annotation, biological process: monocyte chemotaxis; positive regulation of GTPase activity; lymphocyte chemotaxis.
CACACAGGACGGAGCAUGGCCAGCCUGCGGACCCCGCUCCUAGUGGCCCUUGUCCUCCUUGCGGUGGCACUUCAAGCAACUGAGGCAGGCCCCUACGGUGCCAAUGUGGAGGACAGCGUCUGCUGCCGGGACUACCUCCAGCGGCCCCUGCCCCUGCGUAUGGUGAAAUAUUUCUACUGGACCUCGAACUCCUGCCGGAGACCUGGCGUGGUCUUGCUAACCACCAAGAACCGGGAGAUCUGUGCCGACCCCAGGCUGCCCUGGGUGAAGAAGAUUCUCAGGAGGCUGGACCAAUGAGGAGGGGCCCUGCUCUGAUGACCAUGGCCUUGGCUCCUCCAGGAAGCCUCACGGAGCCCCACCUCCCUGCCAUUACAGCUGCUCCCUAACGGAAGCCUGCACCAGCAACUCUCUCUGCAUUCCUGAUCUUCAGCCCUGCAGCUGUCACCCUCAGUCCGGCCUCCACACUGUCACUCCUAACUCCCCUCCGACCCUUCCAACCCAUCCUCUGCCCCCUGUAGCCACAGGGUCCACAUUCCGGUCAGUCACUCCCUUGCCCAGUAUCCUUCCAUGGCUCCCCACUUCCCUAAGCUGAGGUCAGAGCUCCUGGGCCCAUCCCUAUCUCCAGCCUUGCCCCCUUCCCGGCAUGCAUAUUGGGCUCCAGCUCCCUGUUCUCCAAACCCACGCUCUACAUUUGCCCGAGAUGCUGCUGUCACCCAGAAUGUCCUUCCCACUGCCAGCAUGUGGGGAACCUCACCAGCCCUCCAAGGCAUUGCUCAGCCCAAGCAGUCAGUGAUCAGGUUUCAAGUUUUAGACUUUCUCUGGCCCUCUGGCCCCCUGAACAGCCCUAGUCACAGUCUGCCUGGAUUCCUGUGACUCAGGAGCUUGUCCUCCAGCCCCGUUGGUUGGACCAAGGUUCCCAUCUGAGUUGCUCUGGUCUCUGGGCCUCCAGCAUAGAGCAGGGGAGCUGGUUCAGGGCCAGAGCCGGCAAGUGGCUGCAGGCUGAAUCCGUGCAGCUAAUGUCCUUCCCCUCUGCUCCCCCACAGAAGGCACUUACAUGUCAGCUCAGAGACUCAAGGUCACUAGCAAGGGGCAGCCGGGUCAAUGGUGAAGCCCCAAAUCUGCCCGGAUUCCCCUUUCUUCCCCAUUUGACCUGCCCCUUGGGUCUCUCUACCCUUCUUUCUUCCCUCGGGCUUUUGGUGGUCCUCCCACCCCAACACCCAGGCCGGGCCCCUCCCGCACACUCCUCCCCACCACUCCCCCCAGCUCCUUCCCCACAUAGUUGAUAAGCUACUCCUGGCCCUGGCUUGAGUGAAUGACCACCCCAGUUGGUGUUGAAAGCUCUAGUGCUAUUUGCAUAUGAAAACUGCAUAAAUACUUAAGAGGCCAAAUGGAUCAAUGGAAGCAUUUUAACAACUGUUGGGGGGCGGUGGGGAGAUCCUGGCCUUGGGGGGCAGCUGGCUGUGGGGGAGUAGCCUGUGUGCCGUGGGGGGUGCAGUUAUGUGGAGGAAUCUGGGUGGAGACUGUUCACGAGUGGUUGGGGCCAGGUCAAAGACAGGCACACCUCCCUGGGGACAGCAGUGUCCCAGGUAAAGAAACAAACUGUACACGCGCUUUCUCCUUUCUGAGGGAGCCUGGUGCAGCUCAGGUUGGAGCUGUGUGACCCCAAGGAGAUCAUGUCACCUCUCUGAGCCUCACCUGACAAAUGAGAAUGAGAAUGUCCACCUUCCAGGCUUGCUCUGGGGUCAGGUUGAAAGUGUAGGGAAUGACACUUUGCAAAGGCAUACCGCUCCAGGGCCUGUGUCUCUCCUGGAGUCCAGGGUCACCUGCCUGCCACAGGCACUAGAAGUGCUAACCUGUCCACUGCCCAUGAAUGGGGCCCUCAAGGGUCCUGGGAUCUCUGUCCCCUCCUGUCCUGCCCUUGUCCCUCAGGACUUCUAGAAAAUAAAUCCUUUAAAAUAG